AUGUUGAACAAGCUGCACGGCCAGCCCGACAGCUAUGACCGCAAGUUCGUGCCCCGCUCAUCUCGCUAUCGCUUCGGAAAGACGCUGGGUGCCGGUACCUAUGGUAUCGUCAGAGAGGCUGACUGCCCCGAGGGCAAGGUCGCUGUCAAGAUCAUCCUGAAGAAGAACGUGCGCGGAAACGAGCAGAUGGUAUACGACGAGCUAGAGAUGCUUCAGCGCAUGCACCACCCGCACAUUGUCAAGUUCCACGAUUGGUUCGAGUCGAGGGACAAAUACUACAUUGUGACCCAAUUGGCCACUGGUGGUGAAUUAUUCGACCGCAUUUGCGAGAAGGGAAAGUUUACAGAGAAAGACGCCGCAGAGACAAUCCGACAAGUGCUCGAUGCUGUCAACUACCUGCACCACAACAAUGUCGUCCACAGGGAUCUCAAGCCGGAGAACCUGCUCUACCUCUCACAAGAACCCAACUCCUCACUCGUGCUCGCGGACUUCGGUAUCGCCAAAAUGCUCGACUCCAAGAACGAGGUUCUUACCACCAUGGCCGGCUCGUUCGGUUAUGCAGCACCGGAGGUGAUGCUGAAGAAGGGACAUGGCAAGCCGGUAGACAUGUGGUCUAUGGGUGUCAUCACAUACACCUUGCUUUGCGGAUACUCGCCGUUCCGGUCUGAGAACUUGGCCGACCUGAUUGAAGAGUGCAAGAAUGGACGCGUGGUGUUCCACGAGCGCUACUGGAAAGAUGUCAGCAAGGAUGCGAAGGAAUUCAUUUCUUACCUGCUGCAGCCCGACCCGGCUAAGCGACCUACGAGCGAGGAUGCUCUCAAUCACAUCUGGGUCAGUGGAAAGACUGCGUCCGACCACAACUUACUACCUGAGAUCCGCGCCUACGUUGCCAAGGCACGACUCAGGCGCGGUAUCGAGCUGGUGAAACUAGCCAACCGCAUCGAAGCACUGAAGAUGCAAGAAGACGAAGAGGAAGGUGUGCCCGGCGAAGCAGACGUACCUGCAAACGCGACCGAGGCGGCGGGUGAGGCGUUAGCGGCACACGAGGAAGGCAAAGGUCUGACGACAACAGAGGCUGCAGCGCCUGGAUCAAGCACAGGCAAAGGCCCUGGACGCUUGAGCAGAUUGGCCAAGGGUGCCAUCUUCCGCGAAGUAGUGCUUGCCAAGGUCCGCGAGAUGAAGGAGACAGAAAAGCAGAAGGAGUUCGAGAAGCAGGCGACCGAGGCCAAGGCCUCCAAGAAGGCCUGA
Messenger RNA from Didymosphaeria variabile, 1248 nucleotides. It is a transcript of the gene CMK2, whose product is annotated as Calmodulin-dependent protein kinase cmk2. Gene Ontology annotation, molecular function: calcium/calmodulin-dependent protein kinase activity; ATP binding. The coding region runs from base 1 to 1248 and encodes 415 amino acids. Gene Ontology annotation, biological process: cellular response to oxidative stress; protein phosphorylation. The transcript has 5 exons. The record is from RefSeq and is a predicted model, not a curated record. NCBI's taxonomy places the organism in Eukaryota, Fungi, Ascomycota, Dothideomycetes, Pleosporales, Didymosphaeriaceae.